Pocillopora verrucosa is the source of this 1115-nucleotide messenger RNA. RefSeq names its product melanocyte-stimulating hormone receptor-like. Gene Ontology annotation, cellular component: membrane. NCBI's taxonomy places the organism in Eukaryota, Metazoa, Cnidaria, Anthozoa, Scleractinia, Pocilloporidae. Gene Ontology annotation, molecular function: G protein-coupled receptor activity. The record is from RefSeq and is a predicted model, not a curated record. Gene Ontology annotation, biological process: G protein-coupled receptor signaling pathway.
CUGAGAAAAACAUGGCCAAUAUCACGAACGCCUCGUCAACAACGGUUUCUUCGGAUUUCCGUCCUCUUGGGAAGGACUUUUGCGUGUUGAUUUUGCCUGAUCCAGAAUUCGACAAAGCAGCAGAACGCUUUACUACUAAUCUUGUAACAGGUGUUAUAAAUGCAGUGUUGUCGCCGUUCGGUGUAGCGGCAAACUUUCUCAUCAUCCUGGUUAUCAGCAGAAAGAUAUCUCUUCGGACACCCUUGAACGUGUUGCUAGGAUGUUUAGCUGCUUCCGACUUUCUCGUUGGUUUGCUUGUUCAGCCAAGUUACGUUGCCUUCAGAUUAAUAGAGAACCAGCACAGGUCUGUCCCAUGCGCUUUACGGUUGUUCUACUCCACCGGGUUUUUCGUGUGCUAUGGCGUUUCUCUUGUUAUUUUAUGUGUCAUUAGCUGGGAAAGACUCCUUGCACUGCUAUUUCCGCUAAAGUACUCGCAUCUAAUACGUUUGUCAAGAAUCUUUAAGCUUAUAAUUCUCAUUUGGUUGGCGAACAUCUUACUGACACUUCUGCAGUGGGCCCAUACCGAGGUGGCCAGAGGCAUUCAUCUUGGCUCAUGGUUGCUUUUAUUAAUAGCUGCGGUUGUAAGCCAGUUGAGAAUCCUCCCAAUCAUUCGCUACCAUCAGCAGCAAAUCAAGAGACUUCAAUCAUCUUAUCCUCAAAUUUAUCUUCCGAAUCACACUCACAUGCAAGUAAAGUUUGCAGCAAACAUCGCAUGCAUUGUUACAGUUUAUUUGGCAUUCAAUCUUCCAGUCCUUCUCAUCACUACCGUCCAUCAAAUUGUUCACAUUGAUAUAAAUACCUACGAUUUAUACAGUUGGGCCGAGACAGCUGCGUUUUUUAACUCCUCUGUUAACCCAGUAAUAUGCCUUUGGAGAGUGAAGCUAAUUCGCAAGGGGAUCAGGGAACUUUGCACCUGUCGAGAGGAGAGAAAAAUUCCCAGAUAUUUGUCCAACACUACAUUAUCAGACAAAGGCGUUUCUCUAGUAAGAUUCAGACGUUGCCAAGAACCAUCGAUAGUCAUAAUCGUCUCGAAUAACGAUUUGUCCGAUAAUGGAGACGAAAAGUUCCCUAAAUAA